Molecule: messenger RNA, 1568 nt
Organism: Alnus glutinosa
Lineage: Eukaryota; Viridiplantae; Streptophyta; Magnoliopsida; Fagales; Betulaceae
Product: WAT1-related protein At4g08300-like
Exons: 7
Coding region: 164-1282 (372 amino acids)
Cellular component (GO): plasma membrane
Molecular function (GO): transmembrane transporter activity
Source: RefSeq, a predicted model, not a curated record
CAACAUGCAACGAGCUAGAAUCAAGCUAGCCAAGGCCACCUCUUUCGUCAUCUUCUUCGAUCUAUAUUUACAUGUGCCUUCAGUGCUUCUUUCUUCAUCAGCUCGAUCGUGAAAAAACAAAUUAAGUGGAUCGGAAGAAUUAAGAACAAGGCUAGGAGAGCUCAUGGCACUAACAAAUGGCUCUUCCUGUUCCCUUGGGAGCACUUACUCCAAGUUCAAGCCACACCUCCUCAUGGCUCUGGCUCAGUUGGGCUAUACUUUUCUAUAUUUUAUCACUGAAGCUUCUUUCAAUCAUGGAAUGAAUCCUCAUGUCUAUAUUACUUACCGACAUAUUGUAGCUGGUGUAGUGAUGCUCCCUUUUGCCUAUUUUCUUGAGAGAAACAUCAGGCCGAAGCUGACAUUCGCUCUUCUAUUGGAAAUUUUUGUCCUCUCUCUCCUUGGGGUGGGUUUGACUCUGAACAUGUACUUUGCAAGUUUGAGAUAUACCUCCCCAACCUUCGUUGCAUCAAUGGUUAACACCAUAGCUUCCAUGACUUUUGUAAUAGCAGUUGUAUUCAGGUUGGAGGUUCUUGAUCUCCGAAGCCGUCGAGGGAUGGGGAAAGUUUUUGGGACGUUGAUUUCCCUGGCUGGUGUAAUGACCAUGACUCUAUACAAGGGGCCUCUGAUGAGAAAUCUAUGGCACCCUCCAAUCCAUGCUCAAGGGAAAACUGCCACCCACGAGAACUGGUUAAAGGGUUCUCUUCUUACUGUUGCAAGCUGCAUAACAUGGUCCAUAUGGUACAUUAUGCAGGCAUUUACAUUAAAAAGAUAUCCUGCUCAACUGUCACUGACUGCAUGGAUGAGCUUUAUUGGAGGAGCACAAUCAGCUGUGUUCACACUGAUCAUAGAACAUAAACGAGCUGCUUGGGCCAUAGGAUUCAAUAUUGACUUCUGGUCCACCAUAUACGGUGGAGUUGUAGUUUCUGGUUUGAUUAUCUUCGUUCAACUGUGGUGCACGGAAGAAAAAGGACCAGUUUUUGUGACCAUGUUUAAUCCUCUUUCAACAAUAUUAGUAGCAAUUCUGGCAUACUUUGUCCUUGGCGAAAAACUGUACAUGGGCAGCAUACUAGGGGCAGUAAUCGUCAUCAUUGGCCUAUAUAUGCUGCUGUGGGGUAAAGAUGGUGACCCACAAGUUCACAACGAUUCGCAAGAACAAAAUUAUUCCACUUACAAAGAGCAAAAGGAUGACGACACGCUGAUGGUUACUUCAGCUCACAAGGAAGGAUCGAAGUGCGAACCUUAAAAAUUAAAUCACUCUCCUCUGAUCAUAAGCAUAGAGAAAGGUGUCAUCAUGAUGCAACACCUAUGAAAAUAACGAAAGAAACCCAAUUGAAGGACAGAGAAAGUCAAGGGAGGAAUUCCAAAAUCAACUUUUGCUUCAAAGAUAACGGAAGGGCUGAGAAAAUAAUCCCCUGCACUAUGCGAGUUUAUUCAGCAAAUUAAGCUAAGUAACUCAGAUUGAGAGAUGAAAAUUGAAUAUCUUUAUGUAACCUUCCCUCAAAUUCCUAUAAAUCACAGAAUCUUCUACA